ACCAUUCAAAACUGUAAUGCUGUAAUAAGCCUGUAGAGAGACAAAAUUGUUCCUCGAUUUCGAUUGGCCUCUCUCCUCAUCUCUGUCUGGUGGGGAGGCAAAAGGAAAAGCUUUCUUACCACCCAACAAUCGUCUUCUCGCUUUUCCUUCAAUGGCCGCCUCCCAGUCCCUUCUUUCGCUCCUCCUCCUUCUCAGCCUCCUCUCCGUCGCUAUUUCCCAGUCCCUCAUCCGUAUCCCCAGCGACCGUAAAGCCUCCAGCGUCGAUGAUGAUCUCUAUUGCGAUAGCUGGAGACUCUCAGUAGAAACCAACAACGCCGGAUCCUGGAUUAAGAUUCCUUCCAGAUGCCAGCGCUACGUGGAGCAGUACACCAUUGGUGACCGCUACCUCUCUGAUUCUGAGAUCGUGGCUUUCGAUUCCCUUACCUUUGCUAAAACCGUAAAGGUUGCUGGCGAUGGGAAGGACGCUUGGAUCUUUGAUAUUGAUGAGACUCUGCUUACCAAUCUCCCCUAUUAUGCGCUCCAUGGAUUCGGGUCAGAGCCCUUCGAUGAAGCAGCUUUCGACGAAUGGGUGGAAUUAGCUCAAGCACCUGCUUUAUCAGCAAGUAUGAAUUUGUACAAGGAGUUAAAGCAGAUGGGAUUUACAAUUUUCUUAUUGACUGGGCGGAGUGAACAUCAAAGGAAUGUCACGGGAAAAAAUCUUCUAUUUGCAGGAUACAACAAUUGGGAAAGGCUAAUUUUGAGGGAACCUUCGGAUCAAGGCAAGUCAGCUACACUGUACAAAUCUCAAAAGAGAUUGGAGUUGGUAAAUGAAGGCUAUAGAAUACAUGGUAACUCAGGAGAUCAAUGGAGUGACUUGUUGGGGUUUGCAAUGUCAGAGAGGUCCUUUAAACUCCCUAAUCCGAUGUAUUACAUUCAAUAAAAAAGCACAGAACAAUGCUGUAAUUUGGUGACACUUGUUUGCCACUGUUGUUUUGCUAUUAGACUAAGUGGCUUUUUUGUAACUUUCUUCUUAAUGAUAAGUUUAGAUUAAUUUUUGAGUUCC
This is a messenger RNA of Manihot esculenta (cassava), 1042 nucleotides long. RefSeq names its product acid phosphatase 1. The transcript has 3 exons. The coding region runs from base 152 to 919 and encodes 255 amino acids. Lineage: Eukaryota; Viridiplantae; Streptophyta; Magnoliopsida; Malpighiales; Euphorbiaceae. The record is from RefSeq and is a predicted model, not a curated record. Gene Ontology annotation, molecular function: acid phosphatase activity.